Molecule: messenger RNA, 1840 nt
Organism: Aspergillus glaucus CBS 516.65
Lineage: Eukaryota; Fungi; Ascomycota; Eurotiomycetes; Eurotiales; Aspergillaceae
Product: putative RNA binding protein
Exons: 1
Coding region: 501-1592 (363 amino acids)
Source: RefSeq, a predicted model, not a curated record
GUUAUUUCUUUAUUUUUAAAAUAUCCUAAUGACACUAUGUCUGUGUUCUUUUAUAUCAGAUGUCUUAGGCUCAUGACAGCAGCCACAUGUCUUUGAUUCAUGACAUUGUCCUUUUGUCUGGUGUCGCAAACAGAGAGGCACAAUCCAUCUUUUGUCUCUUUCUUUCUCACCUCUAUAGCGGUUACUAUGCCCUGUCUUUGUUAUCGUGGAAGAAUACCCCUUUGUCCGAGUUUCAAUCUCGUCCGAAGUGUUCUCUUUCAGCCUCGAGGUAUAGCAAAUCACCAUACACCAUUCGCAAGAGCAAAUAAACUCAAUGGUACGACAUUCCCGAGUCCUUUUAAAACGUUGGAUCGCAGCAGAACAAGAAGCGACGUGCCGAAUUAAGAUACUCAGACGUUCAUUCACAGGAAAUUCGAACCAGAAAGAUAAUCCGCACGUGUCUGUUUAGUCCAGGUCGAGGAGGGACUUCCAGGCGUACGCGGGUAUAUGACCACGGCAAAAUGUAUCAUAUACAGCGUUUCCGUCUCGAGAGGCGGCGGAGGGUGCCCUCGCCCUCACCACCUAGAUCUCAAAUGAUCCAGCCGGUUGAGUCACGACGCUCAAGAGAACGCUCAACUCCAACCAUUGAAAGCAGAAGACCCUCACCACUACCGAGGCGUCAAAGCGACCCGGUCCGAAUACACCUACCUUUCCCCAGAAGAACUUCCUCCGAGUCCGACAACAAUCGAGAGAGUCAGACGCACAGAAGGCGUGAGAGUGGUUCUCGUCCUUUCAUAGUCGAUCCUCCCGAGAGGCACAGAUCCGAGCGGCGGAGCACUCAGCGGCGCAGCCAAACCACUUCACCACAGCGUAGGUCUCCUGUCUCAGAUCCCAGGAGGCAGGAAUGUCCACGCGAUCCUGCGCCUUCGACCCCGAGCCCUCGAGACUCACAAACGAAUCGUGAGCCUCGCCGUCCAAGAGAACGAUCACCUGUUGCUGAGCGUGUACCUAUCCGGCGACGACACUCUUCACCUCGCCCUCCUCGGGUUGUGGAGAUCCAUAACCAUAGAUCAGAAGACACGAAACCUUCCAGAACUAGCAGCCGUGAAAGAAAUGGGGAGAAGAGGGUUCAUUUCGCCAGCGACGUUGAAUGCGAGCCGACUCACGAAAGGGAUGCGUCGGUUGAAAGGGAUGGUCAUGGAGGUCGACAAGAUACUCCUGGGCCGCAUAGAAGCGGUUCUUUUAGCGACAAUAGAGGCCGAAGCGAUGAGAUCAUCGAGGAAAGAAGGCGUCCGCAACAGCCGCAAGAGCGACAUACAAGGGAGCCUUCACCGUGGCCUGGGAGGCAAAGGGAGACGCAACGAGACCGCGCCGCCCCUAACAUAAUCCACGUUCGACCAAGGAUAAUCCAGGACGGUAACCGACAUCUCUCACGGGUUGGGGAGCGCAUUUGUAUGGAAGCCCGCGGGAGGCCAACCUAUGAGACCUAUCGGGAUGAAUUUGAGCCGCAAACGAUUCGAAGGCCGUUAAGGGGGUUCGGUCGUGUUCGGCCAUAUGAUAUUAGAAACGAGAGGAUGCUCAUUUAUGACAGAGACCGUCCGCGUUGGCGUUGAGCAUUCCUUCGCCCAGAAACCGCGUGGAUAUGAAGUCGCGACGACCAUUUUUCAUUUGUUGUUUGUUUAUGUGUGCCUGUGUUUGUUAAUACUCCGUAUGCUCAGCAUGUUGUAUUUGUUUCUUAUCAACGUUGCUUUUAGAUGGUGAAUAUCGGCGUAUCUCUGGUUAGUCAAUUGGAAUUUAAUAUGUCCAUUCGAGUCAUCUCAUUGAAUGUUCCAUUGAGCUGUAGUCGCUCUUUGUACAGUAU